Penicillium canariense is the source of this 1008-nucleotide messenger RNA. RefSeq names its product DNA-directed RNA polymerase II core subunit RPB3. Gene Ontology annotation, cellular component: RNA polymerase II, core complex. The coding region runs from base 1 to 1008 and encodes 335 amino acids. The record is from RefSeq and is a predicted model, not a curated record. Gene Ontology annotation, molecular function: protein dimerization activity; DNA-directed RNA polymerase activity. Gene Ontology annotation, biological process: DNA-templated transcription. The transcript has 3 exons. NCBI's taxonomy places the organism in Eukaryota, Fungi, Ascomycota, Eurotiomycetes, Eurotiales, Aspergillaceae.
AUGGAUUAUGAGAUGGACCUCGAGCCCACAGGGCCACAGGUUACCGUUCGUGAGGCGGAACCAUACCGCGUCGACUUCCGGCUGAGCUCGGUAGAACUCGCCUUCGCCAACUCACUCCGCCGCGCCAUCCUCGCCGAGGUGCCGACAGUCGCACUCGACCUGAUCGAAAUUGAAAGCAACACCUCCGUCAUCCCCGAUGAGAUGCUAGCCCACCGUUUAGGCUUGAUCCCCCUCAACGCGAAGAAUUGCGACCAGGACCUAGAUUACACCCGCGAGUGUGACUGCGAGGACCACUGUGUGCGCUGUAGCGUGACGCUGUCGCUGCAUUCGCGCUGUGAAAAUGGCAUCAUGGCGGUCUAUGCGCGCGACCUGGUUGUCCAGGGCGAGCGUAUGAAUGAUACCAUCGGUGAUCCAGUCAUCACGGACCCUGAGGGGAAGGGCCCGUUGAUCUGCAAGCUGCGGAAGGGCCAGGAGAUCAAGUUGACUUGCCUGGCGAAGAAGGGUACUGCCAAGGAGCACGCGAAGUGGGCGCCCACUGCGGCUGUGGGCUUUGAGUACGAUCCUCACAACAACCUGAAGCAUGUGGACUACUGGUACGAGCAGGAUCCGGUCAAGGAAUGGCCGAUAUCUGAGAAUGCUGCCUGGGAGCCUGCCAACAACCCCGACCAGCCCUUUGACUACGACGCCGAACCGACUACUUUCUACUUUGAUGUGGAGAGCAUCGGUAACCUGGAGCCCGACAUGAUUAUCCAGCAGGGCAUCACGGCCCUGCAGCUCAAGCUCGCAACCACAGUCUCCGUCCUCUCCGGCGAAGGCGAGGACGGUCACGCCGGCGGUCCAGACGACGCGGACAUGAUGGGCGCCGGCGACCCGGACGCCUACGAGCCUCCUGAGGGUAUCGAUGGCAACCUAACUUCAUACGGUAACGGCGUUGCUGGAGCCUGGGGAGCCAGCGCACAGACCCCGUAUGGCGCCACGCCUUACGGACAGAGUACGUACGGUUUCUGA